Molecule: messenger RNA, 915 nt
Organism: Penicillium griseofulvum
Lineage: Eukaryota; Fungi; Ascomycota; Eurotiomycetes; Eurotiales; Aspergillaceae
Product: PIG-L family deacetylase
Exons: 1
Coding region: 1-915 (304 amino acids)
Biological process (GO): GPI anchor biosynthetic process
Cellular component (GO): endoplasmic reticulum
Molecular function (GO): N-acetylglucosaminylphosphatidylinositol deacetylase activity
Source: RefSeq, a predicted model, not a curated record
AUGUCGGCCUCAUUCAACUGGACUGCGUUAGCAGUAGCCGUAACCGCAGUUUUCAUAUUCUGGACCUUCUCCUCAACCUCCUCCUCACCCUUCACACGGUCACUCCCACGCCUCGAAAACAAGCGUAUCUGUCUCCUAAUCGCACACCCAGAUGACGAAGCCAUGUUCUUCGCACCAUCGGUGCUAUCCCUCACCAGGCCCGAGCUCGGCAACCACCUAAAGAUCCUCUGUCUCAGCAGCGGCGACGCAGAUGGCCUAGGCGAGACACGCAAGCAAGAGCUCCAGAAAUCAGCCAAACAGCUCGGGCUUCGCAGCGAAUCAGACGUUUUCAUAGUCGACGAUCCGAAAAGAUUCCCCGAUGGAAUGGACAAGAACUGGGAUGAGGGCCUAAUCUCGUCCCUGCUGGCCUCGGCUUUCGCUCCGGAAAUGGCCGCGCAGAAGAAGCAGCCUGGAAAGCGUGUCGAUCCUAACAAGGCUCCUACCGCUACGAUCGAUAUUAUAAUUACCUUUGACAAACACGGCAUCAGUAAUCAUCCUAAUCAUCGCUCGCUGUACUACGGCGCUGUGAACUUCAUCCGCGCCCUGAUGAAGGACAAGGCCGGGUUUACUUGUCCUGUCACGCUGUAUACACUGACUACGACGUCCGUGUUCCGCAAGUAUGCCGGUGUGCUUGAUGCGCCGCUCUCCAUGUUCCUUGGUGUAUGGAGUAACAUCACUGGCGGGUUGCGCUCGAAACAGAAGGAUGCCGCGGCCGGUCCUGUACGGCUGCUGUUUGUUAGCUCAAUAAAUGAGUGGUUGAUUGCGCAGUCCGCUAUGGUCAUUUGUCAUAAGAGUCAGAUGGUUUGGUUCCGGUGGGGAUGGAUCACCAUUGGGAGAUAUAUGACUGUCAAUGACCUCCAGCGGGAGAAAGUCUAA